AUGAUUAAAAGGAAAUACAAUUUCAAGUACUGUUGUGAUGACAUCUGCGUAUUCCCUAGUAGCACAUGGCUCAGCGGCACCUGGGAAAAAUUCAGGCCCAGUUUCGGCUUAACGGCCAUUUCGACCUACCAGCUAAAGGUGUCCGCGGGGGAGACUCACCAGGGAGAACAGAAAAAGAAGGGGAAGGUGUACCUGUACAGACUGGAAGAAGACACCGCCGACGAUGGAGAAAGAUCCGAAAUGACCCCCCUCUUGAAGUACCACAGUGAUAUAAACUUCCGUAGCGGCGUCCUCCAGUCGAGCUACCUGUUCAGCCAGGACAGCCUCUUAUUGGGUAGCGUCUGCGUUAACGGUUUUCACUUGGCCCACGUGAAGGACGGAAGUCACCACCUUCUUUUUGCAACGCCAGAUGAAAGAAACAAUUCGGGCCUUUCCUUUGAUGCCUUUGAUGGAUCCCCUGAAAAAGUUUUCGUUACGUUUAGCAAUGGGGAUGUGUCUCUCCUCCUGGAUGGAAAGGGCACUCAACUAUGGAAGGCCCAUGAGUACCACGUGUGGACGUGCACAUUUAACGGAAGUGAAAACGUAGUGACAACAGGAUCUGACGAUUGCUCCUUUGCGAUUUGGGACCUCAGAACGACAACAAGACCGUCAGCAAGGAAUAUAAAGUCCCACUCGCAAGGAGUCACGGUGGUCAAAUUCGACAGGUUCCGUCAGCACCUAUACACGGCAUCGUACGACAACAAGAUUCGCAUCUUCGACACUCGAAACGUGCAAGACCCCCUGCAAGCAGUCGACGUGAAGUCCAGCAUAUGGCGACUUAAGUUUUUGUACAAGGGCACGGACGUGAACGAACUACUAGUUGCGGCCUGCGACGGCGGGGCUCAGUUAUUCAAGAAGAUCAACGACGAAUUCAUUUUUGAUAAGGGAAUCCCUAAUGGUAACGAACUGACCUACGGAAUUGACGCCAUUGACUUUGCCGAUGUGGGAAAGGAAAAGAAAAAAAUUUAUCUGUCUUGCUCCUUUUACAAUAAGGAAGUCCAAAUAUGGGUUUAG
This is a messenger RNA of Plasmodium knowlesi strain H, 1053 nucleotides long. RefSeq names its product diphthine methyltransferase, putative. NCBI's taxonomy places the organism in Eukaryota, Apicomplexa, Aconoidasida, Haemosporida, Plasmodiidae. Gene Ontology annotation, molecular function: protein binding. The coding region runs from base 1 to 1053 and encodes 350 amino acids. The transcript is spliced from 12 exons. The record is from RefSeq and is a predicted model, not a curated record.